AUGCCUCGAUCACGCGGAGGAGCAGGGCCAUCCCGAUCGGCUCCGUCAAGGCCAACAGCUCCGGCCGCACCCCCUCGUACGGCAGCGCCCCAGCAACAACAGCGUCCAUACUCAUCGACUGCCGCUGCUCCCGCUCAGCAAGCGGCCCAUCCUCCUGCUGCGCAAGCUUCACAGGGUCCCGGUCUUUUCGGCCAGAUGGCCAGCACUGCUGCUGGCGUCGCAGUCGGCUCGUCCAUCGGCCACGCGAUCGGCGGUUUCUUCGGUGGAGGCUCCUCUGCACCAGCCGAACAAGCACAAGCACCCACCGAUGCAUACUCGAACACCGGAAACGCCAUGGGUGCCAAUGCCCUAUACAGUCAAAGCGGCGCGAACGAGGCCUCGGGUCCUUGUGCCGCAGAUAUCAAGAGCUUCACCGACUGCAUGAACCAGAACCAGGGCAAUAUGACCAUCUGCGGGUGGUACAUGGAGCAGUUGAAGGCUUGCCAGCAGGCGGCCAGACAGUACUAG
Exophiala aquamarina CBS 119918 is the source of this 507-nucleotide messenger RNA. RefSeq lists its product as uncharacterized. The record is from RefSeq and is a predicted model, not a curated record. The coding region runs from base 1 to 507 and encodes 168 amino acids. Gene Ontology annotation, biological process: mitochondrion organization. NCBI's taxonomy places the organism in Eukaryota, Fungi, Ascomycota, Eurotiomycetes, Chaetothyriales, Herpotrichiellaceae. The transcript has 2 exons. Gene Ontology annotation, cellular component: nucleus; mitochondrion.